ACCCCUUCUUCCUUAGUAGUCACUCUUCAAAAUUUUCACAACACAAUCAAUAAACAAAAGAGUAAGAAUGGGGCAUCAUACAUGUUGUAACAAGCAGAAAGUGAAGAGAGGAUUAUGGUCUCCUGAAGAAGAUCAGAAGCUUAUUAGCUACAUUACUACUUUUGGUCAUGGCUGUUGGAGUUCUGUACCUAGGCUUGCUGGGUUACAGAGAUGUGGAAAGAGUUGCAGACUAAGGUGGAUAAAUUACUUGAGACCUGACUUAAAACGUGGGAGUUUCUCUCCUCAAGAAGCUGCACUUAUCAUUGACCUCCACAGAAUUCUAGGCAACAGAUGGUCUCAAAUAGCAAAGUAUCUACCAGGAAGAACAGAUAAUGAAGUGAAGAACUUUUGGAAUUCAAGCAUUAAGAAAAAGCUCCUUUCACAAGUUGUUGCUAACAAUACCACUAACAAUAACCCUAUUCUCAGUUCUAAUAAUCAUCACCAUCUUAAUUAUCUUCCUAACAAUACUUCCUUAAAUAACCUAAUUGAUCAUAAUCAUCAUAUUGUUGGAGGAUUUCCCCCUUUUUUGCCCUUGAUUAGUAAUUCCAUUAUUAGCCCUAAUUAUCUCCUUGAUCCCCUACAAAAUCAUAAUAACCAAGAACAAAUUCCUCAUCUCAUUAAUAGUUCUAAUCAAUCAAUGAAUCCCAUCAUCCAAGGUUUUGAUAAUUUGGAUCAUACUUUUCUUCCACCAAUUGAUACUUCUAAUUAUGAUCCUACAUUUUCUUCAUCAGGGUUUCAUGAUUUAAUUAAUGAAGUUGGGAUAGAUAAUCAUAGUCUAGAUUACCAAUUUGGAAAUUUUCAUGAGUCAUGCACACAAUCAUCAUCCAUCAUUCAUCCAUCACCAUAUCAUGAUGAUCACAAUCGUCAAACAAUCAUGAAGAUGAAGCUAACACCCAUGAUGCCAAAAUUGGAAACUAUGAUCUCAUUUGAAGGAGAGGUUAGUAAUACCAUGCCAUCAUCAUUAACAUCACAUUAUCAUGAUCAUGAUAACACAUAUCAUACAAUUCCUAAGCCAGCACUAAUCACUCUAUCAUGUAUACCAAAUCCACAAGUACUAGAAUACUAUCUGAAUCAUGAGGAUCAUGAUGAGCAUCAUGUCAUGUUACCAUCACUACCAUCAUCCUCAUCAUCAUCAUCAUCACCACCACCACCAUCAUCAUCAUCAUUGGCAGUCUUACCAUGUGGUGGCAGUGGAGCUGUAAUGAACCCUAGCAUUAUCCCUAGCACAAGCAGCUGGAAUGCCUGAUUAUAGCAACU
This is a messenger RNA of Amaranthus tricolor (Joseph's coat), 1296 nucleotides long. RefSeq names its product transcription factor MYB46. The transcript has 3 exons. The record is from RefSeq and is a predicted model, not a curated record. Bases 68 to 1285 code for a protein of 405 amino acids. NCBI's taxonomy places the organism in Eukaryota, Viridiplantae, Streptophyta, Magnoliopsida, Caryophyllales, Amaranthaceae.